UAUAGCGGUACUGGAUUACCCACGUUGAACGACAAAGCUACACUCCAGGUUGACACUGUCUUGGCCUACUAACCCACUGAAAACGACACUGAAACAGCUGCGUCGCUCUUCACCUCUACCUGACAAAUAAUAGAGAUGCGGCCGGCCCUCACUCUGCUAGCCCUCCUCCCUUACCUGGGAGGAACCUUUGCCAACACUUGUCGAGCUGCUGGUACGUCUGAUGCUGCUACUACUGCUGCUGCUACUGUCGCUGCUUCAGGCGACGUUUCGGGUACGAGCGUGAUUGGCGAUAAUUUGCUCGCUGGUUCCAAUACCGCUGCAGGAGGAGACGCUAAUACCGCCAAGGCUGCGAGUGUCAGUAGUGGUGGUGUCGCUGUGUCGGCUACAGAUUCGUCCGCUGCGAGCGCCACUUCAGCCGCUGCAUCAUCAGCUUUUACUGGGGAUCAGUAUUACGCCUCAUCUGCGUCUAGUGUUGUCUCCGCAAGUGCUUCAUCUGCUCAAAGUGCUGCUUACCCUCAAGGUUCUCAGAUGGGUACCGACCUCGUUCUCUCCAACCCUUCAGGCGACUGUAAAUGCGGCUACUCCAUCUCCUCGCUCAACGACGAGUACUUUCCUUACAAAUUCGCUUACACCUUUUCCGCCCUUUCCGAUGGUGACGCCACAGAUGGUCUCGCGGCUGCGGGUUGGGUGGUGAAUGACGGAGAGUAUGUAGGGGGCGCAGCGAAUGGGAAUAGGUGUUGGGGAAAUAAGGAUAAUGUGAAUAUUGAUUCAGGGGAUCUGGUUUUGACUGUGCCAAAGGAUCAGACGGCGAGUCCGAACAUGGAGUGUGCAGAGAUUGCGUUCAAUGAGACGAAUUUGUUUGAAGGGGUGUUCCAGACGGAGGCGUUGCUAAGUGGGGUGGAUGGGACUUGCCAGGCAUUCUGGUUGAAUCACUCUAUUGCAACACAGUAUGCCGAUGAGCUUGAUAUCGAAGUGAUUAGCUCGACGAUUGAUACCGAUGGAGUUUGGUACAGCAACUGGCCUCCUAACGGAGACCCCAACAAUCCCGAUAGCCUAACUUCCGCACACACCAAUGCCCCUUUCCCAGACAUAAGCACCAAUGAUCCUCGUAAGACGUACAACAACUACACUAUUGCUUGGUUAUCCAGCUCGACAACGAGGUAUUACAAUGGUGCGAAGCAGGACUCACCUACAGAGAACCAACCGGAGCAUAGCAUGAUAUUCACAAUCAACAAUUGGUCCAAUGGUGGUACAGGUUGGACCCAGGGUCCUCCGACAGGGGAAGAUUCCGACCUCCGCGUCAAGAGCGUGCUGCUGUAUUAUCGUACCCAGGAUGUCCAGGACAUGGCCACUUUGGAUAGCAGCUGUACUGAUAGCGACGUUUGUAAAGUCUAGUUACAAUCCCAUCACUUUCUUACCCGAUGACAAGGGAAGAAAUUGUGCGAUAUGACACCUGUGAAUAUGUAUUACUCUAUCAGUGGCUUCACUUCUCUUGCAUCACUUGAUAUGCCAUGAUGAGACGCCUUAUGAGCUCGAGCUGA
Molecule: messenger RNA, 1541 nt
Organism: Cryptococcus deneoformans JEC21
Lineage: Eukaryota; Fungi; Basidiomycota; Tremellomycetes; Tremellales; Cryptococcaceae
Exons: 6
Coding region: 136-1395 (419 amino acids)
Biological process (GO): carbohydrate metabolic process
Molecular function (GO): hydrolase activity, hydrolyzing O-glycosyl compounds
Source: RefSeq, a predicted model, not a curated record